GUAUUUUUUAUCCUUCCAUUCACAGAAGACUCCUGUAUGCUUAAUCUCAAACUAAACGAAGUGAAACGCUAACCUGCAUUGGCUAUCACAGCGCUUAAAUCUUUUCCCUUAUCGGUAUCCGCAAACUGAAGGUUAAAAGUAUCAAAUCAAUAAACGGUCCGGUGUGCUGGUUCGUUCCCUUUCCUUCCCUUCAGUUCAAUUGCUCAACAGGUUUCGAUUAGAACGAAAAAAAAAAACGAAAAACGGGUCCCGGCAAUAACCUUCCAACCCUGAACUCUGUCACAUUUGCCCUUCGUGUGAUAGAAUUUUAAUAAUCCUGUGACCUUUAAUUCCACCAGAAUAAUAAGAAAUGGAAGAGGUAAAUACAAAGCAGUUGUAAAUUUGUGUAGCAGGACAAUUGUACCGUGUUUAAAAGAAUAUAUAAAUAAUUAUCAGACAAAGCAAUCAAUUAUACAAUAAAACGGCCAGUUUGUGUUUCAAACCGUUUGAAUCUUGAAGUGAUAGUCUUUCCUUCUAUUACACCAAAAGAAAGCUUACAAAUAGUAAUACAAGCGCACAAAAGUUAACCUUUCUUGUCACAAGCAAUUACGUAGAAAACAACCUUCACCAGUACAAGCGACCGGUACAGCUAGCUGCUUGAUGUUGAAUAAUAACACUUUUUGUACUGUUGGCAAAUUUGGUUCCCUCGAAUUUCUUUUCUGAAACUCGCGUGAAUUAACCACUAAAAUCAGAAGGAAGAAGGAAAAAACAAUCGUCACCCGUAAACCUUCACGAGUUUGCACCAACGAGAGUCAAACGAGCACCACUGGUCACAAAUCAAAUCAAACAAUACAAUCCGCACAGUGGCAAACCCACAUCCCACAUCCCCCAAACUAUUCUCAAACUAAAAGCGUCCUAGAGGGCUUUGAGGACUAGGACCACCGCUGUAGUGUGUAGGGAUGGAAUGGAAGGUGAAAGGUGUAGAUUUCGAUUGCCCGAUAAUUACAUGGUUACACACCCGUGAAACGUAGCCGCUCAGAACGGUUUGGAGCUCCACCGUAUUCGGCUUUCCAUGCCAUGCGGAUUAACGUACGAACCACACGACCCCAACCGACCCCAACACCACAAACGAUGUACAGUUUUCGAUGGACUUCUAACCAAUGAUCGAAUCCUUGCCACGUCCAGUAUAACGGUGACUGGCACGUGGAUAGGACCCACGAAGAAAAAUUGUUAGUGGUAAUCGCGCUUGACGCGCUUUCGUGCGAUGUUGCAUUAGUAGCACGUGAGUGAGUGUGCGACUGACCGGGGCAGACAGGAAUACACACGGUAGAAUAAUGAAACGAUAAACGGUUACGCUCACUGAAAGGAUACACACAAUGGGAUGUGGACCAUCAAAUGCAGCUGUGCCGGUAACGGGCGAAGGGGUUUCAACCAUCUCUAAGCUUGUCUAUCCACGACCAGAAGCGUUUGAAAUUCCCCUCGGCGAUUCAGAGCAUCCGGAUAGUCUUAUCAAAAAGCAUCCACCGCGGCGUCUGAAGCGUCUCGAGGAACAGUCCAGCACGACGCCGAGCAUUGAAGAUUUGGAGGAAAAACUAGCGACAGCUGAAACCCGAAGACAACAGUUUCUAGCGAAUCGGUCCCAAAAAACUACCUUCGAUAAAGGGAGCCUGGAUGCGACGGAAAACGAUGCUAGUACAAUCCCUGAGGAGGGCGAAGAUGACCGAUCGGCAGAUGGCGUGCACACAGCCGAACAAGAUGGCGACGACUCGGGCGUGGAACGAUCCGCACCGCCAGAUGGCAACGGUCGCAGAUCAGCAUCGGAAAUGGAGGACGAUGAGUUCGAUCCUCAUCAUCAGCAACAGCUGCACGAUCAACGACGCCGCGGGUCGGACCUCAGCAUCGGGCACCUGACCAGCAUGCGGAUGAAGAUGAACCAAUAGAAAUCAGUUCGACAAUGGUGCAACAAUAACGUACGCCGCGAGGAUAACACGAGUAACGCGCAAAAAACUGUCCCAUUGCACACGAAAGCAAUCAAAAGCUACAAAAAAACGUUCGAAAUAAUAUUGCGUUCUGUUAUUAUUAUACAAUUACUAUAAAAAAUAUUCUAUAUCAUGAAACUAGUCCAUUUUGGUCGUUAAUAAUUUUACACAUUAGUGUUUUUAAUAUACACUAAAGGAAGAGGUUUAAUUAAAACACAUUAUAGAUAUUCUAAUAAAACCAUACCAUAAUUCA
This is a messenger RNA of Anopheles coluzzii, 2211 nucleotides long. RefSeq lists its product as uncharacterized. The transcript is spliced from 4 exons. The coding region runs from base 1356 to 1919 and encodes 187 amino acids. NCBI's taxonomy places the organism in Eukaryota, Metazoa, Arthropoda, Insecta, Diptera, Culicidae. The record is from RefSeq and is a predicted model, not a curated record.